Molecule: messenger RNA, 948 nt
Organism: Colletotrichum spaethianum
Lineage: Eukaryota; Fungi; Ascomycota; Sordariomycetes; Glomerellales; Glomerellaceae
Exons: 1
Coding region: 1-948 (315 amino acids)
Source: RefSeq, a predicted model, not a curated record
AUGAAGCUUAACUUUUUCUCCUUCACCGCUGUCCUGGCCUCUGUGGCCGCCUCUCCUACCCCCUCUACCAGCUCCGUUGUGGCCACCGACUCCGGCUUUCACUCUGUCAACAGUCCCCGUACGCCCAUCGGCCCCAACGACGUCAUCUACCAUCCUGACUCGGUAACUCCCAAGAAAGACUUCACCCAGGACGAACAGGAAUUGGCCUGCUUGAAGAAGUGCCCGGCCGUCAUCCCAGGGCUCCAUCCUUACAAACAACCUCUCACCUUCUUGUGCAGACUUCGCUGCGGUGCGGACGCCUACCGCAGGGCGAGCCAGGGAACAGAAGGAAAACCCGGACAAAAGGGCCGAGGCGAGGAAUCUCUCGCUAGUGAGAGUCAUGAGAUAGGCGCUCGGGACGAGCUAUACACUCUGCCUCUUAAGAAGCACCUUUUCUGGAACGUGACCGACAACGAGGGCCAAAGCGAGCAGCACCUGGCAGCCGUGGCAGUCCUGGCUGGUGGUGGGGAGAAUGACAGAAUCAUUCCAGGGCUGCCCAUGGGCAACCCUUGCGCCUGGCCACCACAGUUGGAUAACUCUUGGCCAAGUCAAAGGGAACUGUAUCUUUGCCUCGAGGCCUGUCCCGCCGGGUCUUUUCUCGGCGUCUGCCUGCAUCCUUGCUUCUUGGGGAUCACGGAAAGGCGGUGCAGAGAGAAGAGAGUAACCGAGGCCAAGCCUAAAGAUGGAGAGUACUCAGCGGCCGAGUCAGCCUUGGCUGUAGUCGAAGGGAGCAGCGAGUCCUCCCGACCCAGCGAUUCUUGCAGCGAACGACAGCAUUAUAAAGAUUAUUGGUUCGUGCGCUGCGAAUCCAACUGUUCCUUCUAUAAUACCUACAAUUUUGUGUGCGAAAAAGCCUGCGUCACGCAUGCUAUCCUUAGGUGCCGGGCGAGGAAGGAGGCAGCGACCUAG